AUGGCUGAGGACCAGCCAGCCUCCAUCAGCCAGCCAGCGGCCGUGGAGACGCGUGUGUGCGAGACGGACGGUUGCAGCAGUGAGGCCAAGCUCCAGUGUCCCACCUGCAUCAAGCUGGGCAUACAGGGCUCGUACUUCUGCUCGCAAGAUGAAAAGGCCAAGCGAGAAUCUGUGUCUCCCUGGACUGUGGAGGGUGAUAUCAACACUGACCCAUGGGCAGGUUAUCGAUAUACUGGUAAACUCAGACCACAUUAUCCACUGAUGCCAACAAGGCCAGUGCCAAGUUAUAUUCAAAGAGCAGAUUAUGCUGAUCACCCUUUAGGAAUGUCUGAAUCUGAGCAGGCUCUUAAAGGUACUUCUCAAAUUAAGUUACUCUCAUCUGAAGAUAUAGAAGGGAUGCGGCUCGUAUGUAGGCUUGCCAGAGAAGUACUGGACAUUGCUGCUGGGAUGAUUAAACCAGGUGUAACUACUGAAGAAAUAGAUCAUGCUGUACACUUAGCAUGCAUUGCAAGAAAUUGCUAUCCUUCUCCCCUGAAUUAUUAUAAUUUCCCAAAGUCUUGUUGUACUUCAGUGAAUGAAGUGAUCUGCCAUGGAAUUCCAGACAGACGGCCCUUGCAAGAAGGUGAUAUUGUUAAUGUGGACAUCACUCUUUAUCGCAAUGGUUAUCAUGGGGACCUGAAUGAGACGUUUUUUGUUGGAGACGUGGAUGAGGGAGCUCGGAAACUGGUUCAGACCACGUAUGAGUGCCUGAUGCAAGCCAUUGAUGCAGUGAAACCUGGUGUUCGAUACAGAGAAUUGGGAAACAUUAUUCAGAAGCAUGCCCAAGCAAAUGGAUUUUCAGUUGUUCGAAGCUAUUGUGGGCAUGGAAUCCACAAGCUUUUUCAUACGGCCCCCAAUGUACCCCACUAUGCCAAAAAUAAAGCAGUUGGAGUGAUGAAGCCUGGCCACGUAUUUACAAUUGAGCCAAUGAUUUGUGAAGGCGGAUGGCAGGAUGAAACCUGGCCGGAUGGCUGGACAGCAGUGACGAGAGAUGGGAAACGGUCUGCCCAGUUCGAGCACACCCUGCUGGUCACGGACACUGGCUGCGAAAUCCUAACCCGGCGACUCGAUAGCGCGCGGCCUCACUUCAUGUCCCAAUUUUAAUUUCUCCCGAGAUGGCGCAUCUCAGUGAUACCUUCUGUCUGUACUCUGCAUUUUAUUGAGAGUACAGGAUGGAAGAGGAAAUUUUUUAUAACUUGUUUUGUUUCGACUAUAGAUAAGGAAGGACUACAGCAUUUGAUGUGUGUCCUCAAGAA
Eubalaena glacialis (North Atlantic right whale) is the source of this 1295-nucleotide messenger RNA. Its product is annotated as methionine aminopeptidase 1-like. Lineage: Eukaryota; Metazoa; Chordata; Mammalia; Artiodactyla; Balaenidae. Gene Ontology annotation, molecular function: metalloaminopeptidase activity. Gene Ontology annotation, biological process: proteolysis. The record is from RefSeq and is a predicted model, not a curated record.